This is a messenger RNA of Caenorhabditis sp. 36 PRJEB53466, 1735 nucleotides long. The record is from the annotation of a GenBank genome assembly. NCBI's taxonomy places the organism in Eukaryota, Metazoa, Nematoda, Chromadorea, Rhabditida, Rhabditidae.
AUGGACACGACGUACGCUGAGGCUUUGAACAACGGCUGGACCGAAAUGGAGACGACGCAACCGAUCGGAGGUCUCCGACUUCCAACUCAAAACAUGGACCCUCCCGAGCAGAAGGAGGAGUGCCGCAUCGAACUGUCGAGGAGUGAGCAAGGAGCUCUUUGAUGAAAUCAUGUGAUUCGUUUCAGUGAAAUUGGAAAACUAUGCGGCUCCAAUCGAACGACAGAGUGUUAUCACCAACUCAAGUGCGAUGAAUUACGAGACGAAAGUCGAACCUGCCGCUACUACUCGUAGGUUCAAUGUGCAAAGUGCAGAAACUUACCGAAAUACUGUAGAAACCACGUAUACUACCAGCUUUGAGUAUCCAAGCAGUGCAUUAGGAAUGAUUGACCAAACGAUGGGAGUGAAUGCGGCUUAUUACCUACCGUAUACCAUCAACACUGGUGCUAUUGGAACGUUCAACGCGUUUUCGACUCCGAACAUCUACGAUCGGACCAUCACUUAUGACACUAGCAAUCUUCCUACUAUCAACAUCCCGACUUACACGACUCAACCAACCUAUGAGUGCGUUAAGUGCUCUCAAAACUGUGCAGCCGGAGCAAAAGCAGUGAACGGAGGGUAAGGACGCGUUUCCCAACAAGAUUAAGAGAAAUAAGUGUUCAGAAUGAUGUGUGCUUCCUGCUCGAUUUCUAUUGCCAAACCGGUAACGUAUUCUCCGCCUGUCAUCUACGCGACUACCAUCACCCAGCCACCAAUUCUGGAAGUGGCUGAGUCGACGCCAUCCGUCAAGAUUCCAAAGCAGUCCAACAAGAAGUCGAACCAAACCAUUAGAGGAAACAAUGUAAGUGUGAACGUUUGCUGAUUUUACUAUUCGAGUAGGCCCAGGGAUCUGCCUCUCGCCGCCAGGGCCUCGUGUGCUCUAACUGCAAUGGAACCAACACCACUCUUUGGAGAAGAAACGCCGAAGGAGAUCCGGUUUGCAAGUAGGAGCAAUCGACAAGCAAACGGAAGAUUACACAUUUGAACUUUCAGUGCUUGCGGACUCUACUACAAACUUCAUCACAUUCCUCGUCCGACUUCGAUGAAAAAAGAAGGUGCUUUGCAGACCAGAAAGAGAAAGUCCAAGAACGGAGACUCCACACCGUCAUCCACGAGAACCAGAGAGAAGAAGACCGAUAGAAGUGCCCAUUACGCGGAAAAGAACACGAGAGCAUCGGUGCGUCGGGCUGGAAGCGCUAAAGCGGAACGGGAGCUGAGCACGGCUGCGGUCGCCGCGGCCACUGCGUACACCUCUCACUCGGAUCUCUACUCCACUAUUCCGACGUCGACCGUGACUAUCCAGGAUCAACCUUCUUAUUACUAUCCGUACGCGGCUGGACUUAUGAUGGGUAAGAAAUGUGUCCCACCAUCGUUUGACAAUAUCCAUUGUGUUACAGAUCCUAGCCAAAUCUAUAACACUGGCUACUCGACAACUCUCUUCAGACCCGACGUGAGUAUGACGCUGUUCGGAAAUUCAUCGCUUGCCCCGAGACCGGUUGAGUACUUUCCCAUUCUCCCUUCUUCGUCCGAAUUGGACUCUUUCUCCUCUGUCGCUUUUCCCAUAAGCUUUGCUCAAAGGUUCUGUUGUUCUCAUACAAUGGUUUGUUUUCAGAAUAUCCAAGUGCACGUGAUGCCGGUGCAGGACGAAGAGACCAAGAAUGCGGCCAGGGACUUGGAAGCCGUCGAUGCGGAGUCAUAA